Messenger RNA from Camelina sativa (false flax), 2915 nucleotides. The record is from RefSeq and is a predicted model, not a curated record. Lineage: Eukaryota; Viridiplantae; Streptophyta; Magnoliopsida; Brassicales; Brassicaceae.
ACUGGUUCAACAAAUGUAAGUUAAAUCCGGCUGCCAAUUUUUUUUAGAUCGUUUAUUCGUUUUAAUGGUCAAACGCAGUUUGAUAGCAAUCACAAACGCAAACGCAGUUCGUGGAAUCCCGAUCGUUUUAUCACCAGCGGCUGCGCCUUUGCUCCUCCUCCUCCUCCUCCUCCUCCUCAUCGUCGGUAUCUUCUCUUUUAUUCCAUCGUCGAUCUUUUCAUAGCAGACAAUCAUGUCUAACCGACGCUCGAAUCGGCAAGACGAUAACGCAAGAUACGUUCCCAAGGGUAAUCAGCAGCAGCAGCAGCAGAAGUUUAUACCCAAACCCAUGAAUCCAACUCUUACCUCUAAUUCCACUCCUUUCCCCGUUUCUCUCUCUUCUUCGCUUAGGCAAUCAGAUUCCUCCACCGCGAGUUCCAGAGUCUCCGCUUCAGGUGGUAGUAGGGUUAGGAUUGGGGAUCAGGGACAGCUGGUGGCUCUAGGCGGUGGGAGUUUCGUCAAUUACUUGCCGCAGGAUGAGCCUGUAGCUGCUGGUCUCGGCUCCGAUGAUGGAGGUUUGGAUCCAGUUGAGUCUCAGCGAGUGGUCGAUCUCCUCAAUAGAGAGCUCUCAAGGCUCCUUAAGCUCAAUCCUAAGGAUUUUUGGCGAGAAGUGGCUAGUGAUGCAUCGUUGCGUGAUUUCUUGGAUAGCUUCCUGCAGUUUAGAAGCAGAUGGUAUGAUUUCCCUUUUCAUGGUGUCAAGGGAAUUGUUGCCGGUGUAAUUGUUGGAGAAGUCGAGUUAUGUCGCCGUGUUUUCAUGGUCUUGUAUAGAGUAUCGUCCAAUAGGGAUCCCGGUGCUCGAGCUUCUGAUAGCCUCAGUCUGAAAGAUCAUGAAGUUCUCUUGCAGGACAAGAAGUUACUGGACUUGCCAAAAUUAUUGGAUAUAUGCGCUAUAUAUGGACAUGAGAAUGCAGAGCUCACAAAAUCUUUAAUUGAAAAUGCUGUGAAAUCACAAAAUUGGAUUCCGNUAGUUAUNUCAGACCUUUUGGAGGUUAUGGACUUCAUUAAUGAUGGAGUUGUUUCUUUGGAUGCUUUUAUUUCUGCUUAUACACCAGCUGUUAUAAUCUUAGCAUGCCCUGUUGAGACAAGUUAUGGGAGCGAUGAAAUUCUCCGCAGCCUUGUUCUGUUGCAUGAUUCAUUGCUUCCAUCACUUCAUCAUGGCUUUCAGGUCUUGUUCAAGGAUGGAGACCAUGAUUCUCUUUCAGAUAUAUCAACGAGUUUAAACAUGUUAUCAACAAGGAUAGGAAGUUUAUGUUGGAACAUAUUAGAUAAUUGUUAUCUCAGCAAUGAUGUGUUCAAUCACGAAACUUCAAUUCCACCUGUCACAAAGAUGUUCCCGUCAAGAGUAGAGGACCCUAUGGUGAGGGCAGAUAUAUUGAUUCAAACAUUCAGGGAGAUCAGUGGACUUUCUGAGCAGUCAGUGGAUAGCAAGAACCGAUUACUCCAAAAGCUUGAGAAGAAUUACAGAAUAAUUGACAGACUUAGGAGUUUACAGACUGCAGGAUGGCUAUCAAUGGAAGAUGAGCAGCUUCAGUAUUUGUCCAUGAUCAUGUUGCAUUCUGCAGACACUUUCUCUAUGAAGGAGUCGCCGCUUCUUCUAACUGAUGGUGGAAACACCAAAGAUCUUAUGGAUGAGAAUGCUGUAGUUAUGCAAUCCAAGAUCAGUCAGAUAAAAGACAUAUUCCCUGACUAUGGGAACGGUUUCUUAGCUGCAUGUCUUGAAGCCUAUAACCAGAAUCCAGAAGAAGUUAUACAGAGGAUUCUUGAGGGAACACUCCAUGAGGAUUUGCAGCGGUUGGAUACCUCACUGGAGACGAUGCCACAACCUAAAACUGCUCCAACUCUUAGAAGCAAAGACAAAGGGAAAGGAAAGCUCAUUGAAUCUGACACUAGUAGCUCUGCUAUUUACACAGGCUCUGCUAUUUACACAGGGCAACCAAUCACACGUCCUUCACUUCCAGCUUCAUCAGCCUCAUCUACAGCGGUUGGUAGAUUUGUCAGAAAGCCAAAGGAUGAUAUUCCAAGCUACAAAAUUCUCGAUGCUAGAAAAGAAUCCGACAGAGAGAGGAACGCAGCCCUACUUGCGCAAUACGAAUACGACGAUGAAUACGAUGAUUCUUUUGAUGAUCUGGGAUUGAGUGUUGCGGAAUCAGGUACAGAAGAAAGCGGGGCGUUUAAUAACAGAGCUGGCUCAGCUGGAUCGGAGCCCUCUGAUGCUCCAAAGUGGGGUAGCAAAAAGAAUCCUCAAUUCUAUGUGAAAGAUGGUAAGAACUACAGUUACAAAGUGGCAGGCGCAGUUGCGGUGGCAAACGCAAACGAAGCUUCACUGAUAAAUGAAGCUGAGGGAGAUAAGAUACUUGGGUUGGGGCGUGGGGGAAACAUCCCUCUCGGAGCGGUAAGAAAGCUGACAGAGUAUCAGGGGCAGAGAGAUGAGAGGGGUCAGCCUAAUGUGAAUGCGAACACAGGAGAUGGAAGAGAGAAUGGGAGAAGCUCGAGAGGGGGAAGGGGAAGAGGAAUGGGGAACAGAGAGCAUCAACCGCAAGAGAAGAGUUAUGAGAAUAACAAUAACAACUCAGAGGUUAGUACAGAGGCGGAGAAUGGAGGAGGAAGGGGUCGAGGAAGGGGACGAGGAAGAGGAGGAGGAGGUGGAGGGAGAAAUCAUAAUCAUAAAGAUAGAGCUAUGAAAAAACACAUUGGUAGUGUUUCUGGUUUCUAGAGAUAACACACAAAACGUUUUAGUGGGUCUUCUUUUUACAUUUUUAUUUUGUUUGGAAACGGGAGAGAAAAGAAACUUAAUAUUUUACAAAAUCAAAUACUCAUUUUGAUUGUAAUGCUUCUUUCUGGUAAUUAAAAAGAAGAAAAAUUAGUUAAUAUCCUUA